ACACUUCCACCGCUCCCUCCCCCACCUCCCGUUAUAACCCUCAUGGAACGCACAGGGAACGCAGACCAGCCAAAAAGGCGCAGCUUUCUCUGCUCCACCCCCUUGGCGGCCCCUUGCGUGCCUCCCUGCCGCCGCUGCGCUUCCCCUCUCCUUUCCCAUUCUUCUGUGCAAGCCGGUGUCUCCAGCAAGCCGCUUGCGCGUUCCCCUGCGCGUUCCCGACUGUCCCCCGUUCUCUUGUUCUCUCUUCCUCCCCCCCCUCGUUCGAGCGUCGGUGUGCUAUCCUCCUCCUCCGCGCGCUCUGCCUCCCCUUCCUCCGUCCCUCCUUCCUUUGAUUCCCAGCUGUGGUCGGGUUGGGCCAAGCCGGAGGGCGCCGGCAGGCGAGCCAAUCUCAGGGUUGCCAAGGCAGGGACUGGCUGGCGCCUGAGGGGGUCACCCCCUCCCCUUCCUUCCACUCGCGUCGCCUGUCGAGAACAGCCCGGCCGGCUCCUGAGGAGAGAAGAGCGAGGAGCGGGGGGGAGAACGCUCCCCCCGGCCCCUGGACAGCAACAUGAGGAAUCUGAACAUGUGAAAGGAAGUCAAGGAGAUGCCAUGUAUUUCCCCGCCCCCUUCCAGUAGGUUGCUGUGGACACAAAGAUAAGUGGGCCAGACAGUGAGCAGAGCAUCUGCCAAGCACGAGCUGCUGUAAUGGUCUAUGAUGAUGCCAAUAAGAAGUGGGUACCCGCUGGUGGAUCUACUGGAUUUAGCAGAGUUCAUAUAUAUCAUCACACAGGGAACAAUACAUUUAGAGUAGUUGGCAGGAAGAUUCAGGAUCAUCAGGUGGUAAUAAAUUGUGCCAUUCCAAAAGGAUUGAAGUACAAUCAAGCAACACAGACUUUUCAUCAGUGGCGAGAUGCUAGACAAGUGUAUGGUCUCAACUUUGGCAGCAAGGAAGAUGCCAAUGUCUUCGCAAGUGCCAUGAUGCAUGCCUUAGAAGUAUUAAAUUCACAAGACUCUGGUCCAACGUUGCCUCGACAAAAUGCACAACUUCCCCCACAAGUGCAAAAUGGCCCAUCGCAAGAAGAUUUAGAAAUCCAGAGAAGACAGCUGCAGGAGCAGCAACGGCAAAAGGAGUUGGAAAGGGAGAGGCUGGAACGUGACAGAAUGGAGCGCGAAAGGCUGGAGCGGGAAAGACUGGAACGCGAGAGGUUAGAAAAGGAAAGACUGGAACGAGAGCGGUUAGAACAGGAGCAACUGGAGAGGGAGCGGCAAGAACGAGACCGGCAAGAGCGUCUAGAAAGAGAGAGACAAGAACGGGAAAGACAAGAGCAGGAGAGAGUGGAAUGGGAAAGGCAAGAAAGAGAGCACCAAGACCAGCUAGAAAGAGAACAGUUGGAAUGGGAAAGAGAAAGAAAACUGUCAAGUGCUGCUCCAUCUUACGACAGCUCCCCGUAUAGUACUUCACUUCCUGAGUACUCCAGUUGCCAGCCUCCUUCAGCACCACCUCCUUCAUAUGCUAAAGCAAUGUCAGACUCUACUCCGGAUUAUGCUAUAGUGACUUCUGCACAACCGGUUUCCUCUCCCCCUACACCACCACUAAGGCACUCUGCAUCACGUUUUGCUACAUCUUUGGGCUCUGCCUUUCACCCUGUUCUUCCUCAUUAUGCCACAGUUCCUCGUCAAGGAAACAAAAAUUCUCGACCACCUUCACCAGUGAACCCCCCAGCCUCUUUGCCGCCAAGUACCAAAUCCACUACUUGGUCUGCGUCUAGUUUUGCACCUCUUCCCCCUUCUCCUCCUGUAAUGAUUAGCAGCCCCCCAGGCAAAGCCACUGGUCCAAAGCCCGUUCUCCCAAUUCCAGUUACUGCUCAGUUAUCCCAAUUAUCACCAUCCCCUCUUGCAUCCAAUGGUCUUCCAGAAUUGGCCAAUUAUCCAGCACCUUCACCACCUACCUCUGGUCCAACACCACCACCUUCCUUUCAGCCUCUCUUGCUUUCUGGACCUCAAGCCCCCUCUCCAAGUUCCCCUAAUGUCUCGACUCCCUCAUCCAAGCCUAGUGUUCUCCCUUCUCCCUCUGCAGCUCCCCCUGCCUCUGUUGAGAACUCUCUAAACUCUGUGCUGGGAGACUCCUCUGCUUCUGAGCCAGUCUUGCAGACAGCCUCUCAGCCGAUUGAAUCUCCGUCCCAGCAGGGUGUUAUCCAAGGACAACCAGCACCCCCACCCCCACCCCCUCUUCCAUGUGGCCCUGUCCAGUCACCUCCAGCAGUCCCACUUCCCCCUGGGCCACCUCCACCACCCCCUCUUCCACUAUCAGGGCCACCACCACCAGCACCUCCUCCCCUCCCAAACCAGGUUCCUCCUCCACCUCCAGCCCCCCCUCUCCCUCCCGCUGGUUUUUCCACGGGAUCGAUGUUUGAAGACCACCGUCCUUUAACAGGACUAGCAGCUGCUCUUGCUGGAGCCAAACUCAGAAAAGUCUCACGGAAUGAAGAGUCUCCUAAUAUAAGUGGAGGAGCAAGCUGUGCUUCGCUGAAAACAGAUACUGGCCGUGGAAAUGGGCCACUUCCCCUUGGAGGAAGUGGUUUAAUGGAGGAAAUGAGUGCCCUGCUGGCAAGAAGGAGACGAAUUGCUGAGAAGGGAUCAAUAGAAGUGGAACCGAAAGAAGAAAAAAAUGAAGAACCAGAGUCUUCAGCUUCCAAGCCUCCUUCAACAAGCACACCUGAAUUAACAAGAAAGCCUUGGGAAAGAACAAAUACAAUGAAUGGAAGCAAGUCACCCAUUAUCUCAAGACCAAAAUCUGCAUCCUCUGGGCAACCCAGUACGAAUGGAGUACAGUCCGAAGGGCUAGACUAUGACAAAUUGAAACAGGAUAUUUUAGAUGAAAUGAGAAAAGAAUUAACAAAACUAAAAGAAGAAUUAAUUGAUGCAAUCCGACAAGAACUGAGCAAGUCGAAUACAGCAUAGGUAGGACUAAGCCAUUGUGACCACUGUCUUGGCACAAAAACGACUGCAUUUUGUGACCUGUUAGAAGAAAAUGGAAAAAUACACUUGGAAGAAGGGCAAAGCAAGAUUCUGAACACUUUCAGACAUCACUUCAGUAUACGAUUUCGCUUUGCUGCUUUUUUCUGACUUUUCAACAGUGUGGAAAAUGGUCUUGAGUUGUAGUAACAAUUUAUGCAGAAAAUCCCAUACCAGUCAGACAAGAUCACAGUGCAUUGAAAUGUUUUCAUAUCAAGAUGAAGCUGCACAUUCACAAUUCAUCACAACAACAAAAAAGGAGAGACACUUGGGAAGGCUUUUCAGAGAGGUUUUCUUAAUGAAGGUUUUAGCAAGUUAUACUGUUGUACAAACGUAUCUCAGGUUAGUCUUCCUAUCAUAUGGGGUAUUUCCAUGAAUUAAAGAUCAAAUAUGACUUCACAAAAUAAAGAACAGAUAGUGCAUGUUGUGAAAUACAAUACUGGUUAAUGAGAGAUCUAGGAUGAGAUGAUAUAUUGAGUUUUGGGAUCUUAUGAUAGGAAGCCUCUCUAGUUAGCCUUCAUACAGUUUUGUAGAGAAAAAUGCAAAUGCUGUCCAGAAUAUAAAGAUGUAGAUGCCUUCCUAAAUUGUAAUGCUUUACCAAAUCUAAGACUUAUCCAGAAUACAAAUCAAUGGUCAAAUGUAAAUUGUUAGAUUGUUAGAGACUUACCGUAGAUUUUUGAGCUUUUAAGAUUUAUGCAUGUAGACAUUUUUGUAAUAUAACACAACCAUCGAGUUGGCUUUUUAAUUUAAAACAUCCUUGCAUGCCACAAAUAUUAAGUAGCCUUUUUAUAGUAAGGCCUAGUUAAUGCCCAGGCGAAACUUGGGAGGUGUAGGGUUGGGGAUAGGGUGGCUUUUUUAUUUAAAAAAAAAUUUGUAAUAAUUACUGCACUAUUUUUCCUUAUAUUGCAUGCAUGUGUAAUAAUAAGGAAAAUGUUGUGACUUAUCAGUAACCAUGUUAAAUAGAAGCAGGUACUUAAUAAUUUUUUGUAUCAUUUUGUUUGUAUUUCAAAAUUAGUAAUGCUUCUGUAAGAGGUUUGGAAACCCUUAAUCAGUUUUGCUUCUUUUUCUUAACUUGAUAUAAAGUUAUCAUUAUCAUAUUUAGAGAUAAUUUUUAAAAGAGGUAUACAAAAAUAGUACAGAGCAUUCUUUCCACAAAAGCUACUUUUAUCUGUGCACUGAGGUUAGCUUUUGUUUAAUUUUGGGGUGAAAUUAUAGUGCAAAUGCUAUGCUACCAAUCUUUUAAUCCCAGGUUAAUUUAUUGAGAGCAUGCCAUGAGACCAUGUGCUCCUUCCCACCCCAUCCCUUCCCCAAAUUCCUGCUGCCCUCCACCAUCUCUGAGCCAUGGUUAAGGGUUACAUCAUCACUGACCUACGUGCCAAUGUAGCCUUUAACUAUGGUUAAAGCAUGGGGAGGGGGAUGGAAUUUACACCAGAGAAGAGAGGGGUUGGCGGGAAAGGUGCACAUUAUCCUAUAGCUUGCUCCUGCUCCUUUAACAGUGCAUUGGACCUAGGUACUUAGCAAUCAGAUAUUGACGCACAGGAUGGAAAGUCUUAAGAACAGUGGUGGCAACAAUAUAUAUUUUAGAAGAGAAUUCACUUAGCUUCAUCUCCUGUCCCAGUGUCCAGACCUGUAAGAUAUACCAUACAGACUUCCAGAAAAGGGGUGAGGGUAGAAAUCCUUGUAAUUGUAAAUGUUAUAAUUUGGCAAAUAAUGUACAACAAUCUAUAAUUCCACUGCAUCUUAAAUUCUCCUUGCUAUAAUAGUGCCAUAUUUAUUUUGUGAGCUAUGCUGAUUUGAAAAUAACUUGUGGCUUGACAGAAUUACUAAUUUCCUUGAAUUACCCACUUCCAUCCAGUUUAGUUCCCAAGAAAGCUUUAAUUUCCAUAUAUUCCCAAGUGUUGGGCACCAAAGCAAACUAAUAGCUGUUUAUUGCUGCUUAAAGGUUUCAAUGAGGAUGUCCUCUAUUUCCCCUCUUUCUGUAAGAUGGAAGUAUAUCAUAUAAAAUAUAACCCCAAAUCAGUGGUUACUUAAAAAAAAAAAAAAAGGUGUUCUCUGCAUGCAUUAGUUGAAGGCAUUUUUAAAUCUCAAGGCAAACAAAUAAUUGCUUUCAAAUUAAGAGGAGGCAUUUUCAUCUUUUAAAAGUAAUUUCUGAUUAAACAGUAUAACCCCAAAUGCUUACACUUUUCAGAAAUCAUGUCUGAUUUUGUUUAUAAAGAAAAUUCAGAGAUAGUCUAGCAGAAUGUUAUAGGUGUAAGUGAUCCAAAGGUAAGAAAAUUAAGUUACUAGAUUGUGAACGAAACUGGUUAAUGCACUAAACGUUUUGUGCCUUGGUCUAAAAAUAACAUGAUUUCUGUGUAAAAGGAAAAAAGAAACAGGUCUUUAUACUCUUUCUACAUAGUUGUGUGAUCCUGAUUUGGACCGUUCUAGAAAAUCCAGUUUUAGAUAAACUGUAAAUUCAAGCUGUUGUAUUAACAGCUAUGCCAUUGCCAGAUAGUCCUGUAAUUAAAAUGAGCUACAAAAGAAGCUUAGGUUAUUUUAAUUACUGUUUAAAAAAAAUAUUAUGAUGGUUCCUGUGCUUUUGUACAGUGGAUGCCUUAAGCUGAAUAUGGUUUAGGGGAUCACUUUUAAUUCCAGGAAGGUAUUGCUUUCCUCAACACUGUGAUCUGAUCUGUGAUAAAUCUGUCCUAUUCAUACACAAGUGGCUAACAAGUCAAUUGCAAACAAACUGAAUGUACAAAUCUUAGUGCUGGUGCUGAAUCCUUUUCAGAGUUGUCAUGAAACAAAGUUCAUCAUUUUAAACGUUUGCAAGCAUCAAGUGUCAAUCAAAACUGAAGAUGAACACUAAUGAAUGUUGAAUUUUCAUGCAUUUAGUUUUACCUCCUUUUGAGUUUCAGUUAAUUAUCUGCUAUUUUUACCAUAUUGUGUCAUUUUAAAAUUUCUUAAAAUGCUAACUGUUUUGUUUGAGCAGAUGAAAUAAAAAUUGCAAUAUAUACAU
Molecule: messenger RNA, 5989 nt
Organism: Rhineura floridana
Lineage: Eukaryota; Metazoa; Chordata; Lepidosauria; Squamata; Rhineuridae
Gene: ENAH
Product: ENAH actin regulator
Exons: 15
Coding region: 685-2940 (751 amino acids)
Biological process (GO): axon guidance; actin polymerization-dependent cell motility; actin polymerization or depolymerization
Molecular function (GO): profilin binding; SH3 domain binding
Source: RefSeq, a predicted model, not a curated record